Molecule: messenger RNA, 1222 nt
Organism: Drosophila subpulchrella
Lineage: Eukaryota; Metazoa; Arthropoda; Insecta; Diptera; Drosophilidae
Product: luciferin 4-monooxygenase-like
Exons: 2
Coding region: 484-1137 (217 amino acids)
Biological process (GO): long-chain fatty acid metabolic process; fatty-acyl-CoA biosynthetic process
Molecular function (GO): long-chain fatty acid-CoA ligase activity
Source: RefSeq, a predicted model, not a curated record
UUAUUGUAAAGAAAUCAAUAUGUUUAUUUAUAAACACAUUCAUAAAACAUUAAAUUUAUUAUUAGGACGUAUACUAUAAAUAAGUGGGUUAUAGCGCCCACAUGUAGAACUAAUAAAAUUGUCAUAAAAUGUAGUUUUAUCGAAUUAUGCUGUUGAAAAUAAUAUUCUGCGAUGGAAAGUGGAGCCCGGAAAUCUAUACACUUACCGGAUCAGUUAAAGGAAUGCCAAGCAUUGAAGUUCUACUGAAUCCCACGGGCACUGAACACAUCUACCAAAGUUCGAUGGACUUACAUCGUUAUUUUUCACCUGCUUUCUUUUACACACCUGUAUAAGUGAUUUCGAAAUACUUAAAAUAUCUUUGGAAUUUCCGUUAUGCAACAUCAUGUACUAUCCCCAAGAUUCUUUCAGGCCAGACCCUUUGAUCCAUCCUGUGCUCCUCAGGAACAACCGGAUUAACAAAGCCCACCUGCCUUUCAAAGAAAAAUGUAUUACUAUUCUUACUACCCUGCCCACCUUUUCAAUAAGGCAAUGCUCACUUCGAAUUAUGCAUUAACGGUAUUUGGAGUUAUAGCAAGGAAUGUUACAAACAGCAAAUUUUCCUCUUCUGGCAGACCUUUUCAGGGCGUCAGGAUCCACAUUGUGGAUGAUUUCGGGAAGAAUCUGACGUACAAUCAAGUUGGAGUAUACGUACACACUGGCCGACCCUGGAAUAGAUAUUACGGAAACCCCGAGGAGAGCAGUCGCUUCCAGGACUCGGAGGGCUGGUUCCACACCGGUCAUCUGGGCUACUUUGAUAGCGAUAACUUUUUGUACAUCGUGGAUCGUAAAAAGCAAGUUCUUAAGUACCAAGGUCUUCAGUACUACAUUCCUGAGAUCGAGGACGUUAUUUCGGAGCUGCCUCAAGUGCAAAACGUGUGUGUUGUGGGCAUUUACAAUGAACGGGUGGGCGAUGAAGCUGGAGCUUUGGUCGUGAUAAGCAAAGGAUCCGUCGUAACUGCUCAGGAGAUUGUGCAUCACGUGGCUAAUCGGUUGCCGGCAAACCAGAAGCAACUCCAUGCCGGAGUCCGAUUCACCGAAAAGUUGCCGGCAAAUGCAAACGAAAAGACUUUGCGUAAGGCAGCGCGGGAUAAUUCAUAAAACCCAACAAAAAAGAUUCCACGGAGUCGCUUUCGACAUUUAAAAAUGGUUUUUAUUGUGGAAUAUAAAUAAUGUUAUGCUGUUU